GAAGUGAAGGGAUAAAACUGGCCGGGGAAGGCCACGCUGCAAAGAAUGGUCGAUUCCAAGGUUGGCUAGAGCUCAUGAGCUGACAAAACAUUAACACAAAGCUAUGCUACUCCUUGUUCACCCUUGUAAGUCUUUCUCUUCUCCCGACUCACCUCCACUGCUUAACAACUUCAACACACUCACGCUGACCUCCCCAGCCUACUCAAUUCCAAAGCCUCCAAGUUAUACCUCAUCUGGGUUUCGUAAAAGACUCGUAAUUUCCAAGAAGGCCAUCACUUUUUGCUCUAGGAAUGAUGUUUUUGAUGUUUUUCCGAGCACCCAUUUGGCCCAUAAGGCCAACGGAGUUGAGAUGGAAGAUAAUGAAGAGCUUGAGUUGCUGAACAAGCCUUCCCCAGUUCCUAUGGAGAAUGGGUCUGCUUCUGAAGUAGAUAAAGAAUCUGUAAAAAACGAGGCUUUAGCGCCCUUUUUGAAGUUUUUCACUCCAAGAGAUUCUAUGGAGGAAGUAGAAGACAAGGGAGGGGUUGAAGUAGAAGUGUUUGAGGAGACAAGUGAAGUGGACGAUGAGCAUGAGGAGGUUGAAAAGGUUAAGGUUGAGUACUAUGAACCGAAACCUGGUGAUUUUGUGGUUGGUGUUGUUGUUUCGGGUAAUGAGAAUAAGCUUGAUGUGAAUGUGGGGGCAGACUUACUGGGUACAAUGUUGACUAAGGAGGUGUUACCUUUGUAUGACAAAGAGAUGGAAUACUUGCUUUGUGAAACGGAUUAUGGUGCCGAGGAAUUUAUGGUUCGAGGGAAGAUGGGAAUUGUCAAGAGUGAAGCUGUUCGUGGAGCACCAAUGCCAGGGAAGCCUGUUGUGGAAACUGGAACUAUUUUGUUUGCUGAGGUUCUUGGGAGAACGCUCAGCGGUCGGCCUUUGCUUUCAACUAGGCGGCUCUUCCGCAGGAUUGCUUGGCACCGAGUGAGGCAGAUAAAACAACUCAAUGAACCUAUCAGAGUAAGAAUUACAGAAUGGAAUACUGGAGGACUUCUUACGAGAAUUGAGGGUUUGCGAGCUUUCCUUCCAAAAGCUGAGUUAAUGAGCAGAGUCAACAACUUUACAGAGCUGAAAGAAAAUGUGGGAAGCCAGAUGUAUGUGCAGAUCACUCGAAUAGACGAAGCCAAGAAUGACUUGGUAUUGAGCGAAAGGGAAGCUUGGGAAAUGUUAAACCUUAGAGAGGGAACACUUUUGGAAGGGACUGUCAAGAAAAUUUUUCCAUAUGGAGCCCAAGUCAGGAUAGGUGAAACUAACAGAAGUGGCUUGCUGCAUAUCUCAAACAUCACUCGUUCCCGAAUCACUUCCGUUGGCGACCUACUUUCUGUUGAUGAGAAGAUCAAAGUUCUGGUUGUGAAGUCGAUGUUUCCUGAUAAAAUAUCUCUUAGCAUUGCAGACCUUGAAAGCGAGCCUGGCCUGUUUGUAUCGAACAAAGAGAAAUUAUUUUCAGAGGCUGAAUUGAUGGCAAAAAAGUAUAGGCAAAAGCUGCCUGCUGUUCUAUCUCGUAGGUCAGAAUCCCCUCGAACCAAUUCUCUACCGUUUGAUAGUCUAAACAUGUAUGCAAAUUGGAAGUGGUUCAAAUUUGAAAAGUAAUGAAAAUGAAGCCGAGGCUCAAGGUUUUUCCUAUGAUAUUUGUAAUAUGAAGAGGACUGUUCGACUGCCCAUCAUACUUCUCACACAUCCCUUGACCGAAAAAAGAAAAUAUAUGUUGUGAGAUUAGUGUUUGAAAGGUCCAUUCACUUCAUUUACCUCAUGACCUAUUGGUAAAGCUACAGAAGCAAUGCUUAAGAUUCUCAGCAUGAAACCUGAUUAUCCCUUUGGGCAUUCGACUGAAUUUUGUACAUCAUGUAAAUUGUUCCUUCUUAUUUUUAUUGUUCUGUCCUUUCCUUUUGUA
Fragaria vesca subsp. vesca is the source of this 1922-nucleotide messenger RNA. RefSeq lists its product as uncharacterized. Lineage: Eukaryota; Viridiplantae; Streptophyta; Magnoliopsida; Rosales; Rosaceae. The record is from RefSeq and is a predicted model, not a curated record. Gene Ontology annotation, biological process: RNA stabilization. Bases 104 to 1621 code for a protein of 505 amino acids. The transcript is spliced from 8 exons. Gene Ontology annotation, molecular function: RNA binding.